ACUGUCGAUCAUCACGCGGUCCCCUAAACCUCUAGCCCCUUGCUCCUCCUCCACGGCCUGCGAAUCAUCGCUGCUGUUCCACACAUCGGUUCUCAGCUCAAUCGCUAUCGGCCAUAUUGCAACCAUCAUGAUCCCUGCCUUUGAAGCUUCGCAAGAAUGCUCGAGCCGAGCUCACAGGCCAUGUGAGAACCAAAAUCCCAUCAUUGCUAGAAGACGAUGCUCCUGCUCGACAGAUUCAAGAAGAUGCGGAGAAAAGUGGGUAACCAUGCUGUACAGCCGAAGAUUAUCUUGCUCAAUGACUGCGCUCCCUUUUGAGAAAACUAGCCAUGCAGUUGUACCAGCAGUCAGAUAUCCCGAAACAAACAGUCCGUCCUUGAAGAUAGUCACGCCCUCCAUUGACAAGAACGGGAACAUAGUGGCUGGGGGUGGAUAUGAUGACCUUGGCAGAGCAGUGCGUUCGGGUCUGUCAAGAUCUAUCAGGAAUGAUGGAAACUUUGUGCGAGACUCAACCGGUGAAUGGUUUCCUGUCGAACGACGUACGCAGUCGACCGUCAGUGCAGGUUGUCUCAACAAUUGCAUCGUUUACACGUCUGCCAAAGAUAUCCUUGCUGGGGUGUAUUACUUAGAAUGACGUAGAAUGGUGUGGAAAGUCUCAGCCCUUGUAAAGAUAGUCGCAUGGAUGCAUGAUUUAUUUUGUUGAAUAAAA
Messenger RNA from Guillardia theta CCMP2712, 706 nucleotides. RefSeq lists its product as hypothetical. The record is from RefSeq and is a predicted model, not a curated record. Lineage: Eukaryota; Cryptophyceae; Pyrenomonadales; Geminigeraceae. The transcript has a single exon. The coding region runs from base 128 to 631 and encodes 167 amino acids.